Molecule: messenger RNA, 2496 nt
Organism: Dioscorea cayenensis subsp. rotundata (Guinea yam)
Lineage: Eukaryota; Viridiplantae; Streptophyta; Magnoliopsida; Dioscoreales; Dioscoreaceae
Product: protein CASP
Biological process (GO): intra-Golgi vesicle-mediated transport
Cellular component (GO): Golgi membrane
Source: RefSeq, a predicted model, not a curated record
UUUCAUUAACCAGCACGAGCGUGAUCUCGAAGUCAUCUCUUCUCCUUCGACUCAUCGCAUAGAUCCAUCUCCAUUUCCCUUCUUCGCCAUUGACGACGCAUUCAGAUCCACUUCCAUUCCAUCCAUGGACCAUUCCCAGCCUUCUUCCGACCGUGACAAGCCUGGCGCCCCCAUCGCCGCCGUUUCUAGCUUCUGGAGAGAAUUUGACUUGGAAAAAGAAAGAAGUGGCCUUGAUGAGCAAGGCUUAAAAAUUGCUGAAAACCAGGAAAAUAGCCAGAAGAACAGGCGAAAGCUUGCAGAGAGUACUCGAGAUUUCAAGAAAGCAUCAGCAGAGGAGAAGCUAAAUUUGUUCAACUCCUUACUGAAGGGUUAUCAAGAAGAAGUUGAUAAUCUGACAAAGAGAGCAAAGUUUGGUGAAAAUGCUUUUCUUAACAUCUACCAAAAGUUUUAUGAAGCUCCAGAUCCAUAUCCAGCUCUUGCUUCUAUUGCUGAGCAAGAUUUUAAGCUGUCUGAACUUGAGUCUGAGAAUCGGAAGAUGAAACUUGAGCUUGAAGAGUACCGGACUGAAGCUACUCAUCUAAAGAAUCAGCAAGCUACAAUACGAAGACUUGAAGAGCGUAACCGACAGCUAGAGCAACAGAUGGAGGAAAAGGUUAGGGAGCUUGUUGAGAUGAAGCAACGAAGCAUGGCUGAAGAAAAUCAGAAAACUCUUGAAGUCCUUAAAGAAAGGGAGCUCUUGUUACAGGAUCAAUUACGUCAAGCUAAGGAGAGUGUUAUGAAUAUGCAAAAAAUACAUGAAUCUGCCCAAAACCAAUUGUUCCAAUUGCGUGCUCAAUCCGAGGAGGAGAGAGCUGCAAAGCAAGCUGAGGUCAAUCUUCUUACGAAUGAGGUGGAACUGGCUCAGGCUCGUCUAAUUAGUCUUGAGAGGGAAAAGGGCCUCUUGCAUUCACAAUUGCAGUCAACAAAUGAAGGAGAUGAAGAUAGCAAAAUUGACUAUCAGGAGUCAAGUGAUAUGCUUGAAAAUUCUUUAAAUGCAAAGGAGAAGUUAAUAUCUGAGUUGAACACAGAACUUCGUAAUGUGGAGACCACUUUGUCUAAUGAAAGAGAGCAGCACAUGAAUGAAAUCAAGAAACUAAAUGCGUUGCUAAAUGAGAAGGAUGCUGCUAUAAUGACAAUCAAAAAGGAACUUCAAGAUAGACCGACUGCAAAACUUGUUGAGGAUCUUCGUAAAAAAGUCAAAAUUUUGCAGGCUGUUGGAUAUAAUUCAAUUGAGGCUGAAGACUGGGAACUGGCUACAAAUGAAGAGGAAAUGAGCAAGCUGGAGUCCCUCUUAUUAGACAAAAAUCGGAAAAUGGAACAUGAAUUGACACAAUUGAAGGUUAAACUUUCAGAAAAAUCAAGCAUGCUUGAAGCAGCUGAAGCCCAGAUUGCGGAGCUAACUGCCAAAGUUAAUGAACAACAAGGAUUGAUUGUAAAGCUUGAGGAUGAUAUAUUAAAGGGUUACAGCUCGAAUGAACGCAAGGGUUCAGUUUUGACGGAUUGGGAUCUUCAGGAUAUUGGUGCAGCUGAAGUGCCUGGGGGUUCAGAGCAGAGACAGGCAUCAUCUGAUCAAGACCAGAGUUCUAUGCUUAAGGUAAUAUGCAGUCAGCGUGAUCGAUUCAGAAAUCGGUUGCGAGAAACAGAAGAGGAAGUAAGACAAUUGAAGGAGAAAGUAGGGUUGUUAACUGAGGAGCUUGAAAAAACAAAAGCAGAUAAUGUAAAGCUUUAUGGGAAGAUUCGUUAUGUACAAGACUACAAUCAUGAGAAGAUUGUUUCUAGAGGACCAAAAAGGUAUGCAGAAGAUAUUGAGAGUGGUUUCAGUUCAGAUGUUGAAUCCAAGUACAAGAAGAUAUAUGAGGAUGAUAUAAAUCCUUUUGCUGCUUUCUCAAAGAGGGAAAGAGAUCAAAGGUAUAAGGAACUUGGUUUUAGAGAUAAAAUCACACUUACCAGUGGUCGAUUCCUUCUUGGCAACAAGUACGCUCGAACAUUUAUAUUCUUCUACUCCAUUGGAUUACACCUCUUGGUUUUCACAUGUCUCUACAGAAUGUCAGCAUUGAGCUAUCUCAGUACAACGCAUGGACAUGAGGAAAUCCUUGUCGACGCCAGUAACCACACACUUCCUCAUUGACACUAGUAAACCUGGUAAGUUCUGGAACAGCUGUUUGGGGUCAUAUACAUAUAUACUGGUAACUGGAUGCUGUAUGAGAUGAUAUGUUAAUGAAGACUAUAAACAAUGUCAUGUGUACAUAAGGCUGAGAGUUCUCUGAUUUUUUGUGAUGAGAAAGUCUGGUUUUCUUGUUGAUGUUUGGUAUUCAUGUAAAAUGAUAUAUUACAAGCAAAAGAAGCUGAUCAUGAAAAAUGUUUGUGUAAGUAGAAACUCUCAUGGACUGCAUGGUUUUCUUCCCACAGCAAUCUGGAAUCACUAAUAAUGGAAUGGAUUAUCUGUAUUAUGGAUGA